Messenger RNA from Notechis scutatus (mainland tiger snake), 2346 nucleotides. The record is from RefSeq and is a predicted model, not a curated record. Lineage: Eukaryota; Metazoa; Chordata; Lepidosauria; Squamata; Elapidae.
CAGGCAAGCAAGCACAGAGUUUUCUUAACAAUGGAUGGCAAGGCAAAUGUGAAGUCCAUCAUGGCGAAGUUUAAUAACAACGCAGCUGAGGAUGUUCAUUGCCAUCAGGUCAGAAGUGGGGGCCACCCUCCUUUGGCUAAAAAAGCAGCCUUUGAGAAGUUCGCCCAGCUUGAAAAUGCUAGUCUGUCUUCCAAACCCAACAGUUUGUACAAGCCUACAUCGCUUAAAUCGCCUCCGAGCACAAAACCUCUUCAUGAUGCAUCUGGCAAGGAUUUUAAAGGGCCACCUUUGCAAAGCAGCCCUGUGGCCAGCAAAGUGAAGAUGCUAGCCGAGGCUGCUAGCCGAGAAGCUAAUGAAAAAACUACCUAUCCAAAGCCUUUGGUUCCCAAGAUUUCUGAAGGACUAAGAGAAGAAACUAAGCCAGUGUUCCCAAAGAUUCCUGAGAAGAAACUACCUGGUUCUCCUCCUCAGAAGAGUGAAAUAAAGCCUUUAGAUCAGAGAUGGUUCAAACCUGAACCCCAAGGAAGUGAAGCAAAGCCUGUGUUUCCCACGGUCGCUGGAGUUAAAGAAAAAUUCAACAGUGCUGCACAGGAAAACAACUCCAAGCCUCCUUUUCCAAAGCCACCUGUUAAGCACAAACCAAGUCAGAGUUUCACCCACGGUGAAGAGGUUUCCAACAAAAGUGCUUGUUUCAAUCAGGUGUCACCAAAUUCCAGCGGCCUCAAGUCGAAAGCUGGUUCCAUCCAACCCCUCAAAGAUCCACAGGACAAGAGUAGAAAUGAAACUAACCCCAUCAACCCUUUCCCACCUUUGAAACAUGUCAACCACCAGAACAACCUGCCUCAAAUCCCCCCUAAACCUGUUGGGCAGCAGAAUGAAGAGGCAAAACCAAAACCCAUCAAGAAUAUUUUCCUACAAAACAAACAAGAGGAGUCUGGAUCUGCUUCUGGUGCCAUUGCUGCUAUACUCGCCAAUUCAUCUCGAACAGUUACGACAGGACCUUGGGCCAAUAAUACUGGAAAAGAAGAGAAAGACAAAGACAAAAAUUUGCCCAGACGAAAAACACUACCUUCAACAAUGAUAUUGGGACCAGCCCCACAGAAGCCUAACAGGCCUCCAACAGUUGACCUGCAAAAAUUCAGGAAAAGUCAUGGGGAAGGUUCCAGUUCAUCCAAUUCAGCGGGUUUGCCUCCCCCGCUUCCGCCACCCAUUCAUGCCAGACAGUCUACAGAUUUAUUGUCACCCCCACCACCUCCUCCCCCUCCUCCAGGUUUUCGUCCAUCAACACAAACUCCUGUUCUCCCCCCACGGGACAACCUCCCAUCCAGACCUGAUUUCAGGGGCCAAGAAAAUGAAGAAAAUUAUGAUGAUAUUGGAUUUGGUUCAGAAGAUACUGGAAAUGCAGAUGAAAACAGUGAUGGAGAAAUGUAUGAAGACAUAAAUGAGAUGAGAUUUAAACCACAAGAAGAGGGGAAAAAGAAAGAGAAGGAGGAAAAGAAAAAAUCUGAUCAAAAGAAAGAACAAAGGGAUAAAGAUAAAAAGGAGCAAGAACUCAGAAAAAAAUUCAAGCUAGAAGGUCCCAUUGAAGUUAUUCACCAGGCACGAGCUUCCACAGACUUUAAAGGAGGAAAGUAUGAUCUGUCAUUCAGACAAGGAGAUCUAAUUGAAAUACUUCGUGUCACAGACAAUCCAGAAGGGAAAUGGCUGGGAAGAUUUAAAGGCUCAUAUGGCUACAUUAAAACUACCAUGGUGGCAAUUGACUACGAUACGUUGAAAAGGAAACCACGGCCUCCCAUGCAUGUUCAGUCAAAGCACCCAGACAGUGAUCAAGAAGUGUACGAUGAUGUUGGAGACCAGGAUAGUAUCAGCAGUGGAAGUCAGAGUGCCGUGGGAGGGUUUCCGCCACCUCCAUCAGAUGACAUUUAUGAUGGUGUAGAAGAUGAUGAGAUUCCAGAGAAAUUUCCCUCACCAGGUCCCGUGGACUUAGAUUCUGGAGACAGUGAUGUUUACGAUGAUGUUGAAUCCACUGACUUCCCUCCCCCACCAAAAGAAAUUAGCCUCCCAAAAAAUAUAAAAUCUUUCAACUUUGGGAGGGGCAGAUCUGAUGAACGUGAUUCACAGAAGUUUAAAAAAAUUGACAAAGAAGAGAAAGAUUUUCGAAAAAAAUUCAAAUAUGAAGGUGAUAUUCGAGUUCUUUACACUACUACCAUAUCUAAAGCACCAUCCCCAAAGAAAAGAGGUUCCAAAGAUUUGCAAGUCAAGCCAGGAGAACUGGUUGAGGUUAUUCAAGAUGUGGAUGAUACUAAAGUGCUUUGUAGGAAUGAAGAAGGAAAAUGUAAGUACUAA